This is a messenger RNA of Myotis davidii, 1561 nucleotides long. RefSeq names its product family with sequence similarity 102 member B (gene EEIG2). Bases 92 to 988 code for a protein of 298 amino acids. The record is from RefSeq and is a predicted model, not a curated record. The transcript has 10 exons. NCBI's taxonomy places the organism in Eukaryota, Metazoa, Chordata, Mammalia, Chiroptera, Vespertilionidae.
UUGAUAAUAGUUCAUUAACUGGUUCUUUUUUUCCCCCCUCAGGGAGGUGGUGCAAGCGAACUGUGUUCACUGGAGGAAGAAGUUCUCAUUUAUGUGCAAAAUGAGCGCCAGCGCCGCCACGGGCAUCCUGGAUCCCUGCAUCUACAGGGUGUCUGUGCGCAAGGAAUUAAAAGGUGGAAAAGCUUAUGCAAAGCUGGGCUUUGCAGAUCUAAACCUGGCGGAGUUUGCUGGAUCAGGAAAUACCACUCGUCGCUGUUUACUGGAAGGCUACAAUACCAAAAAUACAAGACAGGAUAACUCCAUCCUUAAAGUUUUCAUCAGUAUGCAGCUGAUGUCUGGUGACCCAUGUUUUAAAACGCCUCCUUCUACGUCCAUGUCCAUACCGAUCGCCGGUGAAUCCGAAUCUCUGGAGGAAGAUAGAAAAGGAGGAGAAACUCUCAAAGUCCACCUUGGAAUCGCAGAUCUCUCAGCAAAGAGCGCCUCUGUUCCAGAUGUGCUCGGAGCCUGUGGACAUUCGAGAACGUCGAGCCAUGCGAGCCAGCAGUCAAAAGUUUCAGGGUACAGCUCGUGCCACUCCCGGUCAUCCAGCCUCUCUGAGCUCUGCCACAGGAGAAACACCUCUGUGGGAAGCACCUCGACGGGCGUGGAAAGUAUUCUAGAGCCAUGUGAUGACACUGAGCAGAAAGGAGCUGAGCCAAAUCUUGAUGCAGCUGAUAGAGAAGACUCGGCUUCAGAGACACUCAGCAGGUGCCCAGUGAAACAAGAUUCUGUAGAAUUUCAGCUAAAGCGAGUUGAUGACACCAGAGUGGACGCCGACGACAUUGUGGAGAAAAUACUGCAAAGCCAAGACUUCAGCCUGGACUCCAGUGCGGAAGAGGAAGGACUGCGGCUGUUCGUGGGUCCUGGAGGGAGGACGACCUUCGGCAGCCACCAUCCUCCCAGCAGAGUCGUGUCCGGAGCCUACGAACAAGUCGUGAUCAAACGCUAGACGCUCAGCUGGCGAGUGGCAGCUUCCCUGUGGGUGUGAGAUGCGGGCAGCUGAGCUGUCAGGCGCUUUCUUGGGAGAAGGUGGUUCUGUUUGAAAAAGGAGGUGUGUCCGUGUGCCCCAAGGAAAGCCAGCACACACACAGGGACCAUCGGACCAUCGGAUGGUAGUGUUGGGGCCCACGUGUCUGUGUGUGUGGAAGUCCACGCUUCCGUGGUCACUGCCCGAGAUCAUGCAAAGACUGCUUUUUCUUUCAAAACCCCCUGGUGGGGAAACAGCACUGUACACCUGGGUCUAGUUAGUGUUGAAGCAUAAAACCUACGACCGAGGUGCACAACAAAUUCUAAUUAAUUUUAUGUUUGAGAGACAAUACAUGACGAUAGAGACCGUAUAAAUUCUGUCAAAAUAGUUACAAUUCCUGCUAAGGGAAUCUUGCAUAUAUUAUACUACCUAGAAUAUUGUACUAAGUUUAACUCAUUUUGAUACAAUUGGUAUAAAAAAGUGUGGGUGUUCAUGCUUUGGGGAAAAGUUAUACUACAAUUGAAACCUUACAGUAAAAUGCUUAAUGUAAACGUA